AUGCGUUCAACCAUCUUCACCAUCGGCAUCACUGCCUUCCUUUCCACCUUCGCUGUAGCUGCUCCUACACCUUCCACAGACGCUGCAGCUAAGCGCAUGCCAACUCCAGAGCAAUUUGAGGCUCUUGCCCCGGCUGAGAAGAGGAAGUCAGAUAUGCAGGGAAACAUUCAAGUGGAAUGA
Molecule: messenger RNA, 180 nt
Organism: Pyrenophora tritici-repentis Pt-1C-BFP
Lineage: Eukaryota; Fungi; Ascomycota; Dothideomycetes; Pleosporales; Pleosporaceae
Source: RefSeq, a predicted model, not a curated record